Magnolia sinica is the source of this 1808-nucleotide messenger RNA. RefSeq names its product WUSCHEL-related homeobox 9. The record is from RefSeq and is a predicted model, not a curated record. Gene Ontology annotation, molecular function: DNA-binding transcription factor activity; DNA binding. The transcript is spliced from 4 exons. The coding region runs from base 584 to 1627 and encodes 347 amino acids. Gene Ontology annotation, biological process: regulation of developmental process. NCBI's taxonomy places the organism in Eukaryota, Viridiplantae, Streptophyta, Magnoliopsida, Magnoliales, Magnoliaceae.
AUUUCUUCGUCAUUGAAAGCCCUUCUUCUCUUUUUCUUAAUGGGAAUUCUAUAUAAGCGCCGGCAUGUAUACCUUUCCAUGGCUUUCUUGCUUAGCAUGCGGGGGAAUUCGCUUGUACUUUGAGUUGUGGGCUGCAGCGCUUGGGUUUUAAUGCUUUUGUAAGAAGAGAGAGAGAGAGAGAGAGAGAGAGAGAGAGAGUAGUACACUGCCAAAGCACUUUUUCUUUCUCUAUUUUUUUUUUUUUUUCUACUUAUCUUUAUUUCUAUCUUUCUUGUUUUAUGUAAUGGGGUCUGAAUCAACAGGAGUUUCUUGUUGUAGUUUAAUGGGUAUUUUUUUGUUUUAUUUUGGGAGGAGGAUAGUUUUUCUUUUAUUUUUUCUUUUUAAUUGAAUGGGGGAGAAAAUGGAACAGGAAGUAGGUGAGAAGAGAAAGUCUCUCACUAUAAGAAGGGCUUCUGAUGUCUGCCUCGAGAGGUCUCAGUCCUAGCGACAAUCUGUAGAGUUCUCUCUUUCUUUUUCUCAGCUACCCUUUUGCUCCUUUCCUUCCAUUACCAUCAUCAUCUCAUCAUCAAAGAAAACAUCCAUCAUGGCCUCUUCCAACAGACACUGGCCUAGUAUGUUCAAGUCCAAGCCUUGCAAUACUCACCACCAAUGGCAGCAUGAAAUCAACUCAUCCCUCAUGUCCAAUGCAUGCCAGAAGACCUCAUACACGUCAGCACAAGGCUGCGAAGAAAGGAGCCCCGAGCCAAAGCCCCGAUGGAACCCGAAACCGGAGCAGAUCCGGAUCCUUGAAGCGAUCUUCAACUCCGGUAUGGUGAACCCUCCCCGCGAAGAGAUAAGGAAGAUCAGAGCCCAAUUGCAAGAAUACGGGCAAGUCGGCGACGCCAACGUCUUCUACUGGUUUCAGAACCGCAAGUCCCGCAGCAAACACAAGCAACGCCACCUCCAUACCGCUAAAACCCAACCCCAAACUACCGCUGCACCUGCAGCUACUGUGGGCCCCACCAUCACUUCUUCCUCCACCUCUUCGGAGAAAUCAUCAACGACGACCGCUGAGAAGUCGCUGCCAUUGGGAGGUGGAGGAGGUCCGAGCUUCGUCGAUGUCGUGAAUUCACCGACACUGUCUGUGAAUCAAACGUAUUUCCAUGCUCAUGGGGAUUUCGCGCCAGAGCCGUUCUUGUUCCAUGUGCAGGCGGGAGGCGGGUCGCUCCCCCACGGGUGUUGCUUCUCUGAGCUGUCGAAUAUCAUCCAGAUGCCAGAGCAGAGUAUCGGACCAUGCUCGGCUCUUCUAAGCGAGCUGAUGAAUCAAGAUCCUUCAAAGAAAGAAGAGAAGAUGAAGAUGGAGCAGCAGCACCACCAACACCAGAGCUUUGUUAGUGCAACUACUACUACUAUCACCGAAAUACAAGGUGCUGGCGAAUCGGGUACUGUUGCUCCGUCUGGUGCGGCGCGAUCGACGGUCUUCAUCAAUGACGUGGCAUUCGAGGUAGGUGUGGGGCCCCUUAACGUGCGCGAGGCGUUCGGAGAAGACGCUGUCCUCCUUCACUCCUCUGGCCAGCCCGUUCUCACUAACGAGUGGGGCGUCACCCUCCACGCCCUCCAGCAUGGUGCUUUCUAUUACCUGGUAUAGGAGAGAGAAGAUGGAGCCGCGCUGAUUACUUUGGGUCCAGUCCUUUCCUAGUUCAUCCUUGUUAUGUUGAUUUUAGUACUUUUUUUUAAUUAUAUAAAUCAAUAGACUAAUGUAGUUUGAUUCCCUUAAGACUAUAUCUAUUUUGGUAUUAGGCCUUUUAAUAUGUCUGUUGGUUUCUAUA